This is a messenger RNA of Syngnathus typhle (broad-nosed pipefish), 2676 nucleotides long. It is a transcript of the gene myca, whose product is annotated as MYC proto-oncogene, bHLH transcription factor a. The record is from RefSeq and is a predicted model, not a curated record. Gene Ontology annotation, molecular function: RNA polymerase II cis-regulatory region sequence-specific DNA binding; protein dimerization activity; DNA-binding transcription factor activity, RNA polymerase II-specific. The coding region runs from base 1003 to 2301 and encodes 432 amino acids. NCBI's taxonomy places the organism in Eukaryota, Metazoa, Chordata, Actinopteri, Syngnathiformes, Syngnathidae. Gene Ontology annotation, biological process: positive regulation of cell population proliferation; regulation of transcription by RNA polymerase II. The transcript has 4 exons.
AAAGCGAUUCAGUCACGUUUAGUGUUAAAGGUGAUAAAAGGGUGACAUCUAGCGGCCGCUGGAGGUACACUUGUUUCAGUGUAAACUCUUCAAGGUAAACGCCUCGUUUCUUCUCGACUGGCGUCAAUAUUUAAUCAGGCAAUUAGCUGUCUCGCUCAACAUGAUUGGUCGACUCGCUCUGAACAACUCAGCAGAACAUCUAUUGAUCUGACUGCUGAGUCAUGGCGGCCAUUUCUCCUUUGGUUGUUGUUUGAGUAACUUUUAAAAUGCUCUCAUGCCUUAAGAUAAUAGAAACGGGGAAUUAUGAGGAAAAUAUAGGCUUACAUUGCUAAAUAUAUAUUAUGUCGAAACAAGGAAGGACGAAAUGAGGAAAAUAAGGAAGGUAAGUAUUGAAUUAAACGUGAUGCAUAAAAAGAAGGAUGGGGGAAGUAAUGAAACAUGAUGGAAGGACAGAAGGAACUCAAAUGUGGUAUGAAGGGCAGUAAUAAUUCGGUCCUUGUAGUAUCAGAUAAACGACACUAGGGGGUGCUCAGAGCCCGUGAAAUCUCCUUCCCAUCAUGCAUCGGAGGCGUCCACUCCGCGCUUUCCAAAACUGCGACACUUUGCAUGCUUGGUUUGCCUGAAUUAAAAAUUCCUCCUGCGGUUGAUGAGCAACAAUUCGCCUGUCGUGGAGGCGAGAACGACAUGGACGUCUUUUCCCAGAAGUGACACAAUCCCCUCAGAAGCUUCGGAGGCCUCGACCGGCUCGUUCGUUCGCUGCAACGCCGUCGACGCUCAUGCGUCUUUACUCGGCCACGCAGAUUUUAUUCCCACGGAGGACGCCGGAGGAAUAAUUUUCACCCCGUUUUGUUUUUCCGACUUGUUUAAAGCAACAGAGGUAAGGCUGCAAGCCUGAAGUCGACACCUGCUGCACGCGUUUUGAUUUUUUUUUCCAAUUCGAACUGAGCUCCAUGCAUGUUGUCAGCCGCCUAGCUUGCAGCAUCCCCUCGGCGCCCCGCCAUCAUGCCGCUCAGUUCUGGUCUGCUGAGUCGGAACUACGACUACGACUCCCUCCAACCUUACUUCUACUAUGACCACUCGGAGGAGGACUUCUACCCGCAACAGCCGCAGCCCCCGGCGCCCAGCGAGGACAUCUGGAAGAAGUUCGAACUUCUUCCCACGCCGCCGCUGUCGCCCAGUCGGCGACCCUCGCUUUCUGGCUUGACCUACCCGUCUAACGCCGACCAGCUGGAGAUGGUCAGCGAGUUCCUGGGCGACGACGCCAUCAACCAGAGCAUCAUUUGCGACUCCGCCGACUACUCGGAGACCUUCCUGCAGUCAAUCAUCAUCCAGGACUGCAUGUGGAGCGGAUUCUCGGCCGCGGCCAAACUCAAGAAGGUGGUGUCCGAGCAGCUUGCCACGCUCCAUGCAGCCCGGAUGGACGUCUCCGCCUUCGCAGCGGCAGCAGCAGCCGCUGCCGCGGCCAAUCCCAGCCUCGCGACCUCCGCCCCUGCCGCCGAUGCGUCCACAACGGGGUCAGCCGAGGUGGCCGCCUGGAGGAGCUACCUGCAGGACCUCAACACGGCGGCGUCAGAGUGCAUCGACCCUUCGGUGGUCUUCCCCUACCCGGUGGCCGAGACCCCCAAGCAGAGCGAGCCUCCCGCUCAGGACCUGGGGCUUGACACGCCUCCCUACAGUGGCAGCAGCAGCAGCAGUAGCAGCGAAUCAGAGGAUGAUGAGGAGGAGGUGGAGGAGGAGGAGGAGGAGGAGGAGGAAGUGGACAGCGGCAAAGAGGCGGAGGAUGAGGAGGAGAUCGAUGUGGUGACGGUGGAAAAGCGGCAGGCGGUGAAUCGUUGCGAUUCGUCAUGCAUCGGCACCGCCAUCCCCCUGGUGCUCAAACGCUGCCACGUCUCCACCCAGCAGCACAACUACGCCGCGCACCCGGGCAAGCGGCUCAAGAUGGACAACGGUGGAGAGUGCAGAGGUGUGAGCCAGAGCGGCACGCCCAAGCAGAUCGGCACCAACCGCAAACGGCGCAGCCCGUCCGACUCAGAGGACCGGGACAAGCGUCGAAGUCACAACGUGCUGGAGCGCCUCCGCCGCAACGAGCUCAAGCUGAGUUUCCUGGCGCUGCGUGACCAGAUCCCCGACCUGGCCAAAAACAACAAGGCGUCCAAGGUGGUGAUCCUCAAGAAAGCGACCGAGUGCGUGCGCACCAUGCACGCCGACGAGUGCCGCCUGCUGUCGCUCAAGGAGCGGCUGAGGCGCCGGGGGCAGCUCCUCGCACACAAACUCGCCGCUCUGCGCCACCAGCACGCUUAGUCGGCGCCCGCCCACCCGCCUCUUUGUUCGUUCGGCCGUUUGUGUUUUUGGAUGCCGACUGUCCUGAGCAGUCGUUUGCAUGCAAUUGCCGAGGGAAAAAAAGAUGGGUGGAAUCUGUUGAUACUGCCUCAAUUCAAGUUAUGACUGGGUUCAGAUAUUUAAAGUUUAUUUUUAUUAAGAAAAUAGAAGGAAAAAUGGUGCCCCGCAGUUCCACAGCAGGGGCCCGAAUUAAAAGAUGAAUUUUUAUGUUUUUGUACAUAUUUAAUAUUUCCUAAGAAAAUGUAUUUUUGGAUCUCAAUUGUCUGGAUUUUCAGACCCCGUGUUUGUUUUUUUGCAUUCUGUUCCUUUUUGAAAUAUAAAAAGAAUGUUCUCUCA